AUGAAGGACACGGGAAGGAACAUGGUUGAGAGGACCAGUAAAUUUCUGUUGAUCAUCGUCGGAUCAGUCUUCUUCAUGCUGAUUUUGUACCAGUACGUGGCUCCCGGAGUGAUCAACUUCGGGUCUCCACACGGGUACCUCGGCGAGGAGGACAUGACAAUCUUCCCCACUCCGGAUCCCCAUUAUGUGAAAAAGUACUAUUUCCCCAUAAAAGACUUGGAACGCACAGUGGAUUUCGAGAUAAAAGGGGAGGAUGUAAUUGUAUUUCUUCAUAUUCAGAAGACUGGUGGGACCACUUUUGGUAGGCAUUUGGUUCAAAAUGUAAGGCUCGAAGUCCCAUGUGAUUGUAGACCCGGCCAGAAGAAGUGUACUUGCUACCGCCCAAACAGAAAAGAAACCUGGCUGUUCUCAAGGUUCUCUACCGGCUGGAGUUGUGGCUUACAUGCGGACUGGACCGAACUCACCAACUGCGUUCCAGGGGUUCUCAAUAAAAAGGAAAACAAAUUAAAGAAAAAGAGGAAAUUUUACUACAUCACGCUGCUGAGAGACCCGGUGUCCCGUUACUUGAGCGAGUGGAGACACGUCCAGCGCGGUGCAACAUGGAAGACGUCGCUCCACAUGUGCGACGGGCGUACGCCCACCCCGGAGGAGUUACCGUCCUGCUACGAAGGCAGCGACUGGUCGGGCUGCACUCUGCAGCAGUUCAUGGAAUGCCCUUAUAACCUGGCCAAUAACAGACAGGUACGCAUGUUGGCUGACCUCAGCCUGGUGGGUUGCUACAACCUCUCCACUUUGCCGGAGAAACGCCGGUCGCAGCUCCUGCUGGAGUCGGCCAAGAAGAACCUGCGCGACAUGGCGUUCUUCGGCCUGACGGAGUUCCAGCGCAAGACGCAGUAUCUGUUCGAGCGCACUUUCCGACUUCGUUUCAUCAGGCCGUUCAUGCAGUACAACAGCACGCGGGCAGCCGGCGUGGACCUGGACAACGACACCAUCCAACGCAUCGAGGAGCUCAACGAUCUCGACAUGCAGCUUUACGAUUACGCGAAAGACCUGUUCCAGCAGCGAUACCAGUACACACACAUGCUGGACCGCCGUGAACAGAGGCUCCUGCUCAGGGCCAGUGGUCACUUCCACAGCCCACUCAGAGAGGAGGGAGCUGGGGGAGAGGGCACCGCCCGCCUGCCCACUGAGGACUAUAUAAACCAUAUUAUUAAUGGCUGGUAGCCCCUACCAUGACUCCAGAGAGAGAGAGAGAAAGAGAGAGAGAGACAGACAGAGAAUGAAACAGACUUGU
This is a messenger RNA of Chanos chanos (milkfish), 1294 nucleotides long. RefSeq names its product heparan sulfate 6-O-sulfotransferase 1b (gene hs6st1b). Gene Ontology annotation, cellular component: membrane. Gene Ontology annotation, molecular function: heparan sulfate 6-sulfotransferase activity. Lineage: Eukaryota; Metazoa; Chordata; Actinopteri; Gonorynchiformes; Chanidae. Bases 1 to 1224 code for a protein of 407 amino acids. The transcript is spliced from 2 exons. The record is from RefSeq and is a predicted model, not a curated record.